Molecule: messenger RNA, 663 nt
Organism: Trichomonas vaginalis G3
Lineage: Eukaryota; Parabasalia; Trichomonadida; Trichomonadidae
Product: protein ubiquitination
Exons: 1
Coding region: 1-663 (220 amino acids)
Molecular function (GO): protein binding
Source: RefSeq, a predicted model, not a curated record
AUGAGUGAAUGUUUGAAAUAUCAAACACCAAAUGAAGCAUGCAUGCAUUCUGCAAUUAUUUCUCACAACAUUGAUUUUGUCAUAUUCUUGAUGAAUGAAUACAAUAUAGAUAUUAAUUUAUAUCUCUGCGAAAUAUAUCAAAAUCUUGAAUCAUUUUUAGUUUAUUUCGAUCAAACUAAAGAUAUUAACCAUUGUUUUGUUAAUUCAAUAUGUUUUCGUAUUCCAUCCCUUUGUGAAUAUUUCCUUUCACUAGGUGCAAAUAUCAAUGAAAUAGAAGAAGAUGUAGGGCCAGCUCUCCACAUUGCAGCAUGGAAUAAUAUUAAAGAAACAGCCGAAUUUCUUCUUUCAUAUGGUGCAAACAUAAAUGAAAAAGAUUAUGAUGGAUCCACUGCUCUUCAUUAUGCAGCAUAUAGUAAUAAUAAAGAAACAGCCGAAAUUCUUCUUUCACAUGGUGCAAACAUAAAUGAAAAAAAUUAUGAUGGAUCCACUGCUCUUCAUUAUGCAGUAUGGAACAAUUGUAAAGAAACAGUCGAACUUCUUUUUUCAUAUGGUGCAAAUUUCGCAGAAAAAGAUCAAACCGGGAAAACCGCUCUUCAAGAUGCAGAGGAACAUAAUAGGAAAGAAAUAGUCGAUCUUCUUUUUUCAUAUGGUGCAAUAAUAUGA